AUGAGAAGCAGCUUGGGGAGCUUAAAGAACGUGCUGGCUGAUGCAGCCAUUAAAGGAGUUACUGAGGCCAGGGCCAGGAUUUUCGGUCACGUGCUGAACCCCACCGGGCAAAGGUCCCCUCACAAGAUACUGCGCAAGAAGUUGAUUGGGGACAAGGUGGCCGCCUGGUAUCCAUAUGACAUAAAGCACGACGAUCCACUCGUCAUGGCCCGUGAAGAGCAAGAGCGGCUGAACAAACUUGAGAUGCUCAAGCGUCGUGGUAAGGGGCCACCUAAGAAAGGACAGGGAAAACGUGCUAAAAAGAGCGGCAGAGGGUAA
Striga hermonthica is the source of this 318-nucleotide messenger RNA. Lineage: Eukaryota; Viridiplantae; Streptophyta; Magnoliopsida; Lamiales; Orobanchaceae. The record is from the annotation of a GenBank genome assembly.